Schistocerca gregaria is the source of this 1339-nucleotide messenger RNA. RefSeq lists its product as uncharacterized. The record is from RefSeq and is a predicted model, not a curated record. The transcript is spliced from 3 exons. NCBI's taxonomy places the organism in Eukaryota, Metazoa, Arthropoda, Insecta, Orthoptera, Acrididae. Bases 64 to 714 code for a protein of 216 amino acids.
AAGGCGCCUACCUCCGCUGUCCGGCACCACGGUCCCCCGACGCACCAAGCACAGCAGUCGACAAUGCAGGCCAUGCUGGUUUUCAUCGCGGCGUCGCUUGUGGCGGUGGCCACAGGCGAAGCGCCCUCCACCAGCUACGGGGCGCCCUUCCGCCAAGCACAGCGUCUCCAGACACAACCGCAGCAGCAGCAGCAGCCACAGGCAUUCGCCCAAUCACAGGCGCAGCCGUCAUUCGCUGCUCCUCAGUCUUUCUCCGGAUUCUCCGCGGCCAGCUUCCGGCCACAGUUCUUCAUUCCCUCACAGGACGCCUCUCGACUGUCUGGCCUCUACCGCCUGCCCAGCUUCCCGAACUCUGCCCCCACCACCACAGAAGCUGCCACCACCACUACAGAGGCUCCUACGACUACCGUGGCCGGCCCUUACAACUAUGACUUCCCUAGAGGCCGCAAUGCGGCGCUAAGUGAGGCGGAGGAGAGCGGCGUGUACUACGUGCUGCAGCCGGACGGCCGCCUGCAGCGCAUCGCCUACGUCCACGGUCCCGCCCCCGUCUCCGCCGCCCCCGAGCAGCAGCGCGCCUAUCCUGGAGAGCUGUCCGCCCUGCAGCAGCCAGCAGUAGCACCCGGCUACCUGGCGCGCUUCCAGUACCACGACCUGCAUCCUGCCGGCGCUCCCAUCUACUCUUACAAGCAACCAGAGCUUGUGCGCAUCAACUAGGCUAUCAGACAUGAUUCUUUCAGUUCCAUGAUUAGCUAUCCCAAUGUUCAGUACAAUCGUGUAGCUUAGUAAACGGUAACUGAGUGCGUUACCAAAGUGCAGUAUGCGAAUAUUGUGUGUAUCCGGCGUUCUGGAAAAUAAGGCAUGCUGCCUCCUCUCAGAUUCAGCUCUAAAAAGGGCUUCGUUAAAUCUAUUUUAAAGAUAGUACACCAUAGUAUCAUCAUCUCCUCAAUGAAAAUUUCUGAUGUGCAUUAUACAGCAAGAAGUGUUGUUACAAUAGUGAGGUUCUUAAAAUUAAAUAUAUAUGAGCAGGCAUAGUUCAGUAGCUAAAAUCUUUCAUUGUCUGACUUCCAGCAUCUAUAUUGUUUCUUAUGUGUUAUACAAAAAGAAAGAUUUCAAAAAAUCGCUGUGGCAAUCAUUUAUUCAGUACGCUGGAUGACUGAGCAUCGCUAAAUGUGUUCUGUCAAAUUGCAUUUAUUAUUGUAGGAAAAAGUUAUUGUUGCCCUUCGAAUUGGGCAAUAUCGCGACAAAAAUUAUUAUAUCCAGACGUUUUAUACAAGGUCUUAUUUACUUGUUGACUACUGAUGUAUAAUUGUUUAACUGCAAUAAAAGUUUUGUACAAUUA